AUGUUUGUCAAUCUGGAAUCUGCAGAAUCUGAUUCUUCCUUUGUCCUUGAAAUGAGUCAGACAAGUUCUGUACAUGAAUCCUGUUUAAACUCAGGCGACGUGGAAUUUCAUAGUCCAACAUUAAAAAAUGUAAUGGAAAUAGACAGUGAAGGGAGUCAAGAAAAUGAAUAUUUCUCACAAGAACAAAUAGAUUCUCUUCCAGAUACUAUAGAUGACGAGGUUAUUGGCAUCAUCACUAUGGAAGAUGUCAUGGAAGAACUGUUACAGGGAGACAUACUGGAUGAAACUGAUGAAUAUGUUCACGUUCAAAAGAACUAUGAAUCUCAUGACCAACCAUUUACUUUAUGGAUAAGAUAUACAUCAAUAAAAUAUCUACACUCCAAGCAUGAUGAACUGCCAAACACAACAAAAGAAGCCAUGAAAACUCUGAUUUGUGCACCAAACUCAUCUCUCAUUCUCUCAAAACUUUCUCCAUGCAAACCAAACUUUCCAGCUUCUUACCCCACACAAAAGCUCAACUACCCCUUCAGCACAUUAAAGCCUUGUGCUAGUGCCAAAGGCUUUUCUUCCACUCCUCCACCUGUUGGAAGUGAUGUCAAUGAGAGGCCUAUGAGAAGGAAAAACAACGAUGAUGAGCUUCCCAGGAAAGUUAUAUAUAGGAUAAUACGUAGGAUCUUGUUCUCUGUGGGGGUGCCAAUGGGGUUGGGGUUGGUCUUCUUGAACAUUUUUGGGGUGCUUAGGGAAAACCAAGUGUAUGAUGCACCAAAGUGGUUAGGCUUUAUGUCUACAUUCUUGACUUUUGGAGCUUCCUCUGUUGGGAUUGCAUAUGGGGCACUGUCUGCAAGUUUGGAUGCAGAAAAGGAAGGUUCUUUUCUUGGGGUGGAACAGAUUCAGAAAAAUUGGGUAGAUAUCUGGCAGGAAGAAGAUGGUGAAAACUAG
Sphenostylis stenocarpa is the source of this 939-nucleotide messenger RNA. The record is from the annotation of a GenBank genome assembly. Lineage: Eukaryota; Viridiplantae; Streptophyta; Magnoliopsida; Fabales; Fabaceae.